This is a messenger RNA of Onthophagus taurus, 1920 nucleotides long. Its product is annotated as piggyBac transposable element-derived protein 4-like. The record is from RefSeq and is a predicted model, not a curated record. Lineage: Eukaryota; Metazoa; Arthropoda; Insecta; Coleoptera; Scarabaeidae.
CUUUUACCUCGUUGUUACACACCCGAGUACCGGGGUACUCACCACUAGUUUUUCUUAAUUCUUGAUUGCCUACUACAGUUCCAUGAAAACAAAUAGAAGUAGGGUCUCCGAGCGCUACACAGGUAGCGCGCGGUCAGUUUAGCCUCUCGGCGACCGGCAUAUGUUCAAAAUUACCAAGCUGUGCGUCAUUAAGAAUCGCGUUAUUGAGGAGAACAGACGUGUACAUACAACGGAACGAACCAGGACUACGUGUUGAGCGCCCAGGAGCGCGUUGGUAGAGCGUCGCCUCUUUUCUCUUCAAAUUCAUCGCUGUGUGAUAAACACUUGAUUUUCAACAUUUCUGUGACUUGUAAUAAUUAUUCAUCAGUGCAGGAAUUAUUCAUCAUGGAGGAAGAACUAUCGAGAUCUGAAUUUGCAAGAUUGAAUCAUGUUCAAAGAGAUACGUUUUUGAAACGUUUACUUGGUGACGAUGAAGAAUCAGAGUUCGAAGACGAUAGUGAAGAUGAGGAUUGGCUGCCGGGUGAAGCCCUAGCCGAAGAACCGCUAUCAGAUACGGAAAAUGCUGACGAGGCGCCCGAAGGAGAAGGGGAGGGCGAUGUUGAGUCCGACGAAAGCGAGAGCGAAAGCGAGAGUCAAGCGGCAGGUACGUCAGCAACAGACGAAGCAGGUACAGAAAAUGAUAAUGCGUACAUAGCGAAAGAUAAAACCGUUUGGAGUAAGACGCCGCCUCAAGUACGUCAAACUCCUUCUCACAAUGUUUUACGGCAAAGAAGUGGCCCACACAGAUCUACAGAAAGUUUAUCGGUACAAGAUACUUUCAAAACAAUUAUUACAGUCGAAAUGGUAGAUCUUAUUGUUUGCUAUACUAACAACAAAGCUACCAAAGUGUAUAAUAAUUAUAACGGGAAUAAUCCAGAUUCACAGCGAUUGUGGAAGCCAAUAACUAUACAAGAAAUGUAUGCGUUUAUUGGGGUCAAAAUUUGGUGGAUUUGCGAUGCCGAGAAUGCAUACCCUCUAAAUGGGAUUAUUUAUUCAGGAAAAACUGGAAAUGUUCGUGAAAAAAAUCAAGGAGAGAGAGUUGUAAAGGAACUUGCAGUACCAUUCAGAGGAAGUGGCAGAAAUAUUACUAUGGAUAAUUAUUUUACUACGUUACCACUUGCAAAACAUUUACUGUCAUGGAAAUUAACUAUUGUUGGUACGUUGAGAAAAAAUAAGCCUUACAUCCCAAAACAAAUGGCUCCUCAUAAAUCUAGAGAAGAAUACUCUACUCUCUUUGGUUUUCACGAACAUGUUACACUUUGUUCGUACGUGCCAAAGAAGAAUAAAGCCGUAAUUUUACUAUCGACAAUGCACUCUGAUGCUGCUGUGAAUGAUGAUGGAAAGAAAAAGCCUCACAUGAUCACUUAUUAUAAUAAAUAUAAAACUGGUGUAGAUACAAUGGAUCAAAUGGUAACUCGAUACACUACGCGCAGGCGCACUCAGAGAUGGCCUCUUGCUAUGUUCUUCAAUAUAUUAGACGUAGGCGCUCUUGCUUCAUAUGUAAUUUAUUAUGAGAAUAACAAAAUGAUACAAAGGAAGACUAAUCAGCGACGUACUUUCUUGCGUCAACUGAGCGAAGAACUAGCGAAACCUUUCAUUGAGGAUCGUUCUAAGAAUGCCCAAAUAAUGCGCAACUACAAUACGAAAAUUGCGAUUGAAAGCGUGAUUGGAUUACAGCUUGAUCCUUCCACUGUUCCUGAAAGACAAGCUCAACCUCGAGAUAGUACUGGCAGGAAAAAAAUUACAGGUUCUUGUCAUAUUUGCUAUAAAGGAACAAUCAAAAGACGCAGGAAAACGCGAAAAUCUUGUUCGGUUUGCGCGAGACCUGUCUGCGAUGAGCACUCUUUGUCGAUAUUCAAAUGUAUCGAUUGCGCUGAAUAA